Molecule: messenger RNA, 3792 nt
Organism: Heterostelium album PN500
Lineage: Eukaryota; Evosea; Eumycetozoa; Acytosteliales; Acytosteliaceae
Exons: 9
Coding region: 1-3792 (1263 amino acids)
Biological process (GO): protein ubiquitination; ubiquitin-dependent protein catabolic process via the N-end rule pathway
Cellular component (GO): ubiquitin ligase complex; cytoplasm
Molecular function (GO): ubiquitin protein ligase activity; zinc ion binding
Source: RefSeq, a predicted model, not a curated record
AUGUUUAGAUUAAGAAAUAAUAACAAUAACGAGAAUAACAAUAAUAACGAGAAUAAUAAUAAUAACAAUAAUGACAAUAGCAACAAUAACAAUGAAAAGGAAAUGAAAGAAGUGGAGGAAGAAGAAGUAGAAGUAGAAGAAGAAGAAGAUACAGUAGAUACAGUAGAAUCAAUGUCAGAUGUACAUCAACCAGUUACAAAUCAAGAUGAAAUCGAUGAAUCAAUGAAUUCAGAGGAUGAUGAUUCUGAUCAUUACUACUAUGAUGAAGAUGACGAUGAAGAUUUAGUUGAUUACUAUUUGAAUGAAGAUGACGAUGAUGAUGAAGGUGAUGAAAUUGAAAUAGAUCAAGAUAAUAACAAUAAUAAUAACAAUAACAAUGCUGUUGGUGAUGCUGUUGCUGCUGCUGCCGCUGCAGGUGGUGCAGGUGGAAGAGGUAUUCUCGAGGAGAUGUUGGGUGAGUUGACUAGAUCGAUUCUGACAUCAUCGUUGAAUCCAUUCAAAGACUUUAGCGGAUCGUCCGCAAAGAAAGUAGAGAUCAAACUCGAUGAAGACAUGAAAGCUUUCAAAGGAUGGCAACCAACUCCCGAGGAAAUCAAGACACUCGCCAACAAAAUGGCAAGUUCUCCCAUCGAUUUACUUGUCAAACAUGUUCAUCAACAAGACACAACAACUACAACUACCACCACCAACAACAACAACGCCAACAACACUGACUUGACAAACGAAGACUGGCAAAACAUCAAAGAACAUCUCGACAUUCUAGCAUUCAACAGCGAUCGUAAAGUAUUCUCACAAUUCCUAAUGAGAUCGAUUCUCUUUAUGACGACUGACCAUAGCAAUGAUAAAAAGAAUAUGUAUGAUUCGAUUAAACAGAAACAAACGGUUACUACUUGUGGAACUGUUUUCAAGAGUGGAGAAUGGGGAUUCCAGUGUAAGCAGUGCCAGGAGGAUGAAACCAGUAUUCUUUGUGAACCUUGUUUCCGUGAUAGCAAUCACGAGGGACAUGACGUGCGUCGUAUUCGUGUGGGUAGCGGUGGAUGUUGUGACUGUGGAGACAGUGAUUCUUGGAAGGUCACUGGAUUCUGCUCGAAGCAUCGCGACGUCUCUGACACCGAUGAAAUUGCACUGGCGCCACUCGUCGAACUCGGUGGUGUCGCACACAUCAAGAAAUGCGAGCGAAUCCUUGGAAUAUUAUUAGAUAUAAUCAUUCGAACUCUCUCUGAAUCCUAUCAUUACUUUUACUAUGCUCAAAAUACUAAAUACCCAUAUAAUAAGCUUUUAGGUGAAGAUCAAUAUGGUGUUUUAAUAUAUAAUGAUGAUGUCAAUUCAUUCGACGGUGUAAUUUCAUCGUUGAAAAAGUCUAUUCCCGAUGUUCCGGCAAUCGUUACCAGUCAGAAUUGCACAGACUAUGCUCACUAUGUUCAUAUGAACGAUAGAUGUGUUAUAUUUAUUGGAAGCUACGAUCAAUGCCAGAAUCGUAUCUUUUGUAAUUUGUUGAAUCUUCCAGUUGGAGAGUAUCAUCAUCAACAAGACAACAACAAUAAUAGCAAUAAUAAUAAUGAAAAUUCCAACUACUCAAAUUCAAGACUUGGUAAACUUUUGGUAAACUUCCAGAAACUACCAAAACUCAAACAAAAGGUUAUGAAGAAUUGGUUGUUCUCAUUGACAUUUGACCGGUCGUUCAAGAUUGACUUUUCCGUUUGCUUUGCCAAGAACUAUCCCGUGAUUGUAGACAACUUUAUCAAGGAUAUCUACGAGUAUUCCGACUCGCUGUUAUCACUCACCGUGCAGAUAUUCACCAUUCCAUUCAUCACCCAGACACUGGUCAACAACUACAACAUUCUCGAUAUCUUCUUUAACUACCUCACAGAGAAGAUACCUGAAUAUUUCUGUAAAGAUAAGAAAUCUCUAACAUUCCAGAGUAAAAUUGAUAACUUCCAUGCAUUUGAUAAAUUUAAAUAUGCAUUGACCGAUCUCCAAUAUAUUCUGGCUAUUAAACCAGUGUUCAAACAAUUGAUGAUCAAAUCACCAGAAAAGAUCAACCCAUUGCUUAUGACAAUGGCAUUACUACAUCUUUCUCAUGAAAACAUUAGAGUUUCAGGUGCCUAUAGUGAACAAAAUGAAUGGGCAAUCUAUUUCACAAAUAGUUUCUUUAUUUCAAAGAUCUUCUUUGAUAUUACAUCCUCUUUGAUACCGGAUAAAGGUGUUAAACCUGACUCUGAAGAUCAAUUAGCCAUUCAAAGAACUAUCGAUAUUCUCUGUAGUGCUGCCACUCAGAUUAAGCAACGCUCGGUCGGAGUAUCUUUUAAUCUACCGAUUCAUCGUUCGUUGGCACUAACCUUGUUGAUUGCCAAUCGCUAUCUACCCUCGAACAUCACUCACACCGCAAUAUCACUUUGGAACGAUCCAAUACUCGCGCAACAACUUCUCUACGGUCCUGCCAACAUUGACAACCUCAUUGCCGAGAGUAACUCUCGUCUCUGGCUAAAGAACGGUGAGCCAAUCCGUAACCAAAUCUCAAACUACACCUCUCAUACCUAUCUUCGUUAUCUCUUUAUCGAAUUUGAUUUCAUCCUUAAACAAAAUAUAUGUUGUAUUUUGAAAUCAGAUAAAUUCUUAAAAGUUUAUCUAAGUAAUUUCCCAAUGAUAAGCAGUGAAUUGUUUGAUUCCUCAAAGGCAUUGAACAACUAUGAGAUGGGUAUUCUCUCACACUUUUUCAGAUAUAUCAUUACGUUGGUGACAGAACGUUGCUACGUCGGUACUCAAAGUCACAUUGAGACGAUCAAGCAUGACAUCAUCCAUCAGUUGUUCAUCAAGAAUAGAACAUUCACCAAGUUGAUCAUGUUGCUGGGUGUGGAGUUGCGAUUCCUCUCUACCACCCACAAAGAGAUCGAAAAGAUACUGGAGGAGGUUGCCAUCUUCAUACCGCCAACCACUCUCAACGAGCAAGGCAAGUUUGCACUUCGUCCACAGUAUCAAUCGUCGUACAACAAAUACUACUUUGGCUACUCCACAAAGUAUCGUGAGAAAGCUGAGGAAGUCGCCAACAAGCUGAACUCAAAGAAUGGCGGUAACAACAUCCGUUCGAUACCGACCAAGUUGCUCUCACCGCUCAAGCCAGAGUUUGACGAACUCAACAAUGUCUUGGUGUCGCCAUACAUCGAGCAAAACGACGAUGAGAAGAAACAGAUGAUGAUGAACGCACGGCGAAAGAUUCUCGACCAAUUCAAUGCGCAACAACAGAACUUCCUUACCACCUCUAUGGAGGACUACGACGACGAGGACGAAGAAGACGCGGAUAUCACCGGUGUGGAGACAACACGUCCAACCGAUACCAAAGGUGUCUGCAUUCUCUGUCGUGAGGAGAACUACAUCAACGAUGUCAACAAUCCAAUUGGAAACUUUUGUUACAUCCAAAACACCAGACAUCAACAGAUCCUCUUGGAGCGAGCGAGCUUUGAUUCAUCGUACGCUCUCAAAGAUCCGAACGACAGCAUUGAGGAGUGUGUAUUGUUGAAUCCGCCAGCCUAUCAUUCCGAAACGAUCGCACAGUUCUGUGGUCACUCUGUUCAUAUCAAGUGUUUCGAGAAGAUGGACAAGAUCAACAAUCAGUUUCUUGCCACUCAACCAAGUACUCAACAGUCUGCUAAAGUCAUUCUCAACAUCGAGAGUCAGCAAGUCCGAACAGUAUAUCGCGUUGGUCAAUCAGCUGUACCAACAGAUUGUCAACAACUCGCCCGACAAUUGUCCAAAGACAGUGAACUACACUGCACCACAGAGAUUCUACAAUGA